CAGGAAGUGGACAAGCAGCAGGAGGAGGAUGUUGGUUCUAAGCAGGGUCAACACUCACGUCAGUCCACAGAGGAAUUCCCAAAUCAUGACAUUUUCUGUGGUCUGGGUCAUUCAUUGAUGGCUGCGAUAAAAGCAAAGCUAAAGUCGAAGCCGACCAAGAUGGAGGAGAAGACGACGAGUGAAGCCGGCGUCCGAGGAGCAGCAGGGGAGACGAGCGGCACCUACAACACCAACGGGAGUUCUGGUUGGAUGAGACGGAUGCUGAGGGCAUUCGAUGGCGAUUCUUAUCAGAAACAACUGGAGCUGAAGAAGGAGAACUUUGGGAAGAUCCAACAGUCUUUCAGUGAAGUUCACAGAGUCAGGAAGCUGCUCCAACUGGGCAAGUCAGUUUGUAAGCUCAUAGUUCAGGAUGUUUGUCAGGGAACAGGCUUUGUGCUGUUUGAUAGGUUCAUCCUGACCAAUGCGCAUUUAUUUAACAAAUGUGUUGAAGGUAACAAGCUGCGGGAAGGCACUGAUGUUUAUGCCCUUUUUAACUAUGAAGAACCUGAGCCACACACUGAUUACCACACUUUCACUGCUGAGAAGACACUGAUUGACUUUGACGUGGAGCUGGACUAUGCCAUACUGGAGCUCAACCACAAGCCUAUGAGAGACGAUCAAAAAAAAAAAGCAAAGAACCUGAAGGUGCCACCAGGGCUCCUGAGCAAGUUUGGUCCUCCACCUGACAAUGGUGAAGCCUGUCUGAUUGGCCACCCAGCAGGAGAAGUGAAAAAAAUAGAUCCUACAUGCAUCAUUGAAAUAGACAAUCGAGGGCAGGCAGUGGGCCAACAGUUACACCCCUACAAAGACAAGCUGUUCGUUGUCCAGUCAGUCGUCGAAGCGCUCAAACAACAAGGCAUUGAAAGCAUAUUGGAGGGAGGAUGUAAAGCAGACAAAGUUGUGACCUACAACACCUUCAUGUAUCACGGAUCUUCUGGCUCCCCAGUGUUUGAUGUCGGGUGCAAAGUUUUUGGUUUGCACACUGCAGGGUAUUGCUAUGGGUUUCCAAAGGAGACAGACAGUGUGAUUGAGUUUUCACUACCACUGCUGACUAUAUUUGAGAAUUUUGUGGACAAACUGAAAGACAGCGGAAACAAGGAGCUGUUGGACAGAGUUAGAAAGGCAACAGAGGGAAACCCAUACCUAAACCAGAUCCUUGAGGGUGAAUCCCUGACAGAGGAGGACAUGGACGACAGCUAGCCAACUAGAUCAGAAGCUCUUCGACACAUCUGGCUCCAGAGAUUUUCUUCUUCAUGAAGUCAUUUUACUCCAAACAUUCAAACAGUCAAGCGCGUUAGAUGUUUGUUUGUUUCUCUGAAAGUCAUCACAUCCAGUUUUGUAUGUUGACUAAUCUGGAUGCCAACAUGUACGUUUACUUUCUAUGUUCAUCUUCCACAGUUAUCACAUCAAUGUUAAUCAUUUUGUUUCCU
Messenger RNA from Stegastes partitus (bicolor damselfish), 1469 nucleotides. RefSeq names its product protein FAM111A-like. The record is from RefSeq and is a predicted model, not a curated record. Bases 118 to 1239 code for a protein of 373 amino acids. Gene Ontology annotation, biological process: DNA replication. Lineage: Eukaryota; Metazoa; Chordata; Actinopteri; Pomacentridae. The transcript is spliced from 2 exons. Gene Ontology annotation, cellular component: nucleus; chromatin.